ACGAAACAAGUGAAAGAAGAUCAGACAAUGUGUGAGCCAAAUUUUUAUCUACCGCAAACGGUUGGCGCUAUUUUCGAAACUGUGUACAGUAGCGCUGAAGUAGAAGCAAAUAGGUCAGAUCGCGUCAAUAAACUACAAAGUGCCGAAUAUGAGACAGACUAUCACAGAGUUCUUCCAUUGAUGUCCUACAAAAAUGCAAAUCACAAGAAAGUUUUGUCCCUGAAAGAGAACGAAUAUUUACGAAUACGUUGGCAAAAGUUUUUAUCCGACAUACCAUCAGAAUAUAUACGCAUUCGUAUUUACAGAGAUCGAGCGAAGAGUCCAAUAAUACCUCGGCGUAUGCAGCUAAACGGACGUUUCUAUGGUGUCGAUAACAAGCUUUCCCCAGUUCCCAUAAUUCCUGACCCAAGAAUCAUUUGA
Messenger RNA from Rhagoletis pomonella (apple maggot), 420 nucleotides. RefSeq lists its product as uncharacterized. Bases 28 to 420 code for a protein of 130 amino acids. The transcript has 2 exons. Lineage: Eukaryota; Metazoa; Arthropoda; Insecta; Diptera; Tephritidae. The record is from RefSeq and is a predicted model, not a curated record.